AUGCGAACAUACACUGAUACAAAGUUUGCUCGUGAGGCCUGCGAAGAAUCUGGGCAUUGGGAGACUGCCCUGGAAGUCUUCAACUUCAGCCCAUUCCCAUCCACCGUCAUCAGCAUCAACGCUGGAAUUGCAGCAGGUGGUCGAGGAAACCGCUGGCAGUUCGCAGCACAUUUGCUGGAAUCCUUGGUUGGGCCCAGCCACACAGAGCAAGCGACGGUGGUCAGUUUCAACUCAGCCUUGAGCGCCUGUGCAAGCUGCAAGCAAUGGCGAGAAGUUCUGGGCAUUGCCAAUAACUUUGCCAGGUGUGACUUGCGGCCGGAUGCUAUUUCCCUCAAUUCUGUUGCUGGUGCGCUUGAACGACAAGGGCAUUGGGCUGGUGCCUCAAGAUUUCUCUACGAAGCCCAGCAAUGCGGGGAACGGCUCCUGGGACCGGAGGCCACCACCGUCGGCGCUGCCGUUGACUCAUUUGAGAGGUUUGGUGGUCCUGUCGCCCGCGCGGCUGGACUCCUACGAGACAUUCAAAGGGAUGUGCCACGGAACUUGCAGCGAACAGCGGAAAUUGGCAGUCGAUGCGUAGAAAAAUGGCACCCUGUGGCCAUGAAGUGGUACCUGGGAUGUGCCAGCCUGCUGUGUGCAGCGUCCCGCAACCUCCCAGACAAGAAUGAGUUGGCCAAUGCGUGCUACUUCACCUACAAGGUUGGAUAUGUUAUUUGCGAUACCAGUUUGGGCCCUGAAGCUGCCCAGAGGGAGAUGGAGGCUGGGCGGUGCAAUCAGGAUUUCCGAUUGACUGGUUCGGACUUCCAACGACUGGUGCUGAAGCACUACGUGGAAGGAGGCCGUCCGCCCCUGGAAGAAGCGAUGUGGCUCCUAUCAUCGUCUGAGAACUUCCAGUCACGUACGCUUUCAGAAUGCCCACCCAUGCAAAUUCUGGCCAACGUCCUCUACGCAGAGGCUCUGCUGUUCCUGGAUGGCGCGUCCAGGACGGGGGAGUCGGCGCUGCUGAUGGCGCAAGCGCUGGAGCAAACGCGGCAGGUGCAGAUGGAGGUCCUGAACGCCUUGACUAAAACCUGGCCCUUGGAGCUGGCAUCGCAACGCUUUCAGGAAACCUUCCUGACACUGGACGCAGUGGCGAAAGCGACGCCCUCGUCCGAAAUUCACGUUGCCCUGUGCCGAUGUUCUGAGAGCUUGGAGUGGUUGGUUCCUUUUGUUGAAGAGAUGGAUCCACAGCAAGGCAUCGAGGCAGUCCUUUAUUUAUAUGAGACUUGUGGACGAGAAGAGGGCCUAAGGGAGUUCGAAGAUGCGCUAUUUGGCAAGGUGCAGUGGAAGGCACUUGAAGGCGUCCCAGGGCGACCAAAAUCAAACUCCGACUGUCAAGCGCAGACUGUGCUAAGCCACUUGCUGGGCUACGGUGAUGGCAGUCUGGCUGUGCCGAAGUUUUUGCUGUUUCUGCCUGCAGCUCCCCCAGAAGCGGAACAACAGUUCUACAGCUUGGUGUUCAAAAGCCUAGCCAGCAAAACGUUGUCCGUUGAUUUCAUGGCCUUGGGAUCCACAAGAUCUCCACCCAUCGCCUUGAAUGAAUGUCAGAAAAGCCUCAUCCAAGCACAAGUGCUGAAGAUUCACAAUUAUCCACUUGGAUAUGAGGGGCCUCGCUUUCUGAUCAGUUCUGCAAGGUUGCUGGAGUCACUGGAGCGGGUCCAAUCACUGAUCCAGGCUUUUGAACAGCCAUCGCCUAGUUGUGCCUCUCACUUGGAAACUGCAGUAGCGAACUGGUGGCACAUGGUGUUUGGAGAAGGAGAACAGCUGCCGAUAAGGGCAGAUGACGAUCGCUUGCCUGUGUUUGCACGCAUGGCCGACGGUCCAUCUGGAUUCUCGAGGACAAGGAUGCCCAAAUCCUCAGACUAUUUGAGUUGGGCUGCGAUUGGACUCGAUGGCUCGUGACUCUCAAUGAACAAUUUACCUGGAAUCUCAAAAAAUA
Molecule: messenger RNA, 1975 nt
Organism: Cladocopium goreaui
Lineage: Eukaryota; Dinophyceae; Suessiales; Symbiodiniaceae
Source: the annotation of a GenBank genome assembly